GUUUGCUUAGAAUUAUUUUUGGGAGUCCAUGCGUGUUUCGUAAACUGUAUUAACAAAAUUAUCUAGUUGAGAGCAUGAUUUGUGAUGCGAUUUUGACAUGACAUGUUCUCUUAAAAUUUCCUUUGUGUUGUAUUGGGAUUUUAUCAGAUAAGGAGUAAGCUGAUGUAACGGGAUGCCAAACAAUCUGUACUCUCUGAAAGAAAAAACGGGUGAAUAAUUUUGGUCACGUCGCUCGUUGAAGACGGUGUUCCCACAGAAGUCGUGUACUUCGCGCUGCGCGGACACAGGGUGUGAGAGGGGCAGAUCGGCCAGAGUGAAGGCAGUGAAAGGUAUCAUCAAGGCUCUGUUCUUCUGCAGUCCUCUGAACACGAGAACAUCCCAGGACCGCCGUGAAAGUUCGCCAAUGAGAACUGUAGCGGUCCUUGGUGGGGGUAUAGGGGGACUGGCAGCAUCUUACUACCUGGCCAAAAGCCCUCUGGUUUCCAAGGUCAUCCUGCUAGAGUGCAGUGAUCGGGUCGGAGGUUGGCUGUGGUCCACCAGGAGGCCUGAUGGAGCGGUUUUUGAACACGGACCAAGAGGGAUCCGACCAGUGGGAGCAGUGGGUCGUAACACUCUCAACAUGGUGGAUGACCUGGGUUUGGCGGAUGAGAUUCUGCCAGUGACCUACAGUCACAUGGCUUCUAAGAACAGAUACCUCUAUGUCAACAAGAAGCUCCACAAGAUGCCUUCUGGGUUGAGUGGACUUUUGAGGACCGUCCCUCCCUUCUCACGUCCCCUUCUGCUGAGCAUCGCUAAGGAGCCCCUGAGGAGCAGGGGCGAGGACGACGAUGAGUCUGUCCAUUCCUUCGUUUCCAGGAGGUUCGACAGAGAGCUGGCAGAUAUUGCUGUGGACAGUCUGUGCCGGGGUGUGUUUGCUGGCGACUGCCGGAAGCUGAGUUUGCGCUCAUGUUUCCCCAUCCUCUACAACGCAGAGCAGCAAAGAGGCUCGGUGGUCCUGGGGAUGUUGCUGGGCUCAGGUCCUACACCGGGGCUGACUCCAGGUCCUCUGAGCCAGAGGUCGCUGAAGGAAUCCUGGGCUCAGUGGUCGCUGAAAAGAGGGGUGCAGUCCCUCCCCGAGCGCCUGAGUGACUUCCUGCAGCAGAGCGAGAGAGUGGAGCUGCACAAGAACACUCCGGUCACAAGCGUCACCCCCUCAGUCUCAGGGUGGACGAUCAGGACAGAGGACGGCAACCUGUCAGCUGACCACAUCAUCUCGGCGUUGCCUGCUAAAGUUCUGUCCUCCAUCCUCCCCGCGUCCUGUCAGUCCCUCAUCCAGAACCUGCAGCGAGUCACCAUGGCGACCGUGGCUGUGGUGAACCUGCAGUACGAGGGUUCUGUCCUUCCUGUCGCGGGAUUUGGACAUUUAAUCCCAUCAUUUGAAGACCCUGGAUUACUGGGGGUGGUCUACGAUUCAGUUCCUUUUCCUGAACACAAUCGGACAAGUGGAGAGACCACGAGAUUGACGGUGAUGCUGGGAGGGGCCUGGUUCCAGAAGGCGUUUGGGUCUCCAGUAGAAGUGACCGAAGACGUCCUGCUCAGCAGAGCCACUGCAGCAGUGCGCUGUCACCUGGGGGUGAACACGGCGCCCAGCUGGAGCUGUGUGUCUCUUGAGAAGGACUGCAUCCCUCAGUAUGAACUGGGCCACUCCAGGAGAGUUGAGUCCAUGUGGCACUUCAUCAAGGAGAAGAGCCUGCCGCUGACGCUCAUUGGAGCGUCCUACGCUGGUGUGUCGGUGAACGAUGUCAUCUUCAGUGCUCGUACUGGUGUGGAAAAGCUGCUGGGAACCACAGUGUGACCCAGUUGAUUGAAACUAAUCUGGGUGCUGGGUUAUUGAUUGCUAGCAGCAAACUCAUCUGAUGUUGUUUACUAGAACAUUAUGUUUACAUGCACAGAACCCAUCAAACCAGGUGUCCACUUCUUGUGACCAAGUAGUAGUUCCAGACUUUGGGUCAGAAAUCCAGGUGCAAGGGUCCUUAUGAAGCAUCCCACCAGGGUCUGAUGAUCGUCUUUUAGCUCUCGGGAGUUCCACAUCCAUGUCACACCCAACAUGAGCUGCUUCAGUGAGUGCAUGUAAACAUAAUGUAUGCCCAUGUGACUGCCUUAUCAUUAUUUAUUUCAGUACUUCUCCAGCAAAAAUGACCACUGUCAGGUCAGUCUCCACAAUAAAUGACUUUAGUAAUGACUGUGACUCCAUUUUGA
Molecule: messenger RNA, 2238 nt
Organism: Synchiropus splendidus (mandarinfish)
Lineage: Eukaryota; Metazoa; Chordata; Actinopteri; Syngnathiformes; Callionymidae
Gene: ppox
Product: protoporphyrinogen oxidase
Exons: 14
Coding region: 404-1834 (476 amino acids)
Biological process (GO): heme biosynthetic process
Cellular component (GO): mitochondrial inner membrane
Molecular function (GO): protoporphyrinogen oxidase activity, oxygen as acceptor
Source: RefSeq, a predicted model, not a curated record